Messenger RNA from Dreissena polymorpha, 11735 nucleotides. RefSeq lists its product as uncharacterized. Lineage: Eukaryota; Metazoa; Mollusca; Bivalvia; Myida; Dreissenidae. The record is from RefSeq and is a predicted model, not a curated record. Gene Ontology annotation, molecular function: protein binding. The transcript has 11 exons. Bases 4176 to 5414 code for a protein of 412 amino acids.
UGUUAAAGUUCUUAUUUCAUGGUAUAACUUUGGUAUGCUUGGACCUAGAGUCUUCAAACUUGACAUGAAGGUUGGCCAGGAUUAACAGAUGACCACUGGUCAUUUCAAGGUCAUUCAUUUGAAGGUCAAGGUCACUGUGACCUUCAAUAUAAAAAAUGUUAAAGUUCUUAUAACUUUGGUAUGCUUGGACCUAGAGUCUUGAAACUUGACAUGAAGGUUGGCCAUAACUAGUUAGUAACCACUGGUCAUUUCAAGGUCAUUCAUUUGAAGGUCAAGGUCACUGUGACCUUGAAUGUAAAAAUGUUAAAGUUCUUAUUUCAUGGUAUAACUUUGGUAUGCUUGGACCUAGAGUCUUCAAACUUGACAUGAAGGUUGGCCAGGAUUAACAGAUGACCACUGGUCAUUUCAAGGUCAUUCAUUUGAAGGUGAAGGUCACUGUGACCUUCAAUAUAAAAAUGUUAAAGUUGUUAUAACUUUGGUAUGCUUGGACCUAGAGUCUUGAAACUUGACAUGAAGGUUGGCCAGAACUAGUAAGUAACCACUGGACAUUUCAAGGUCAUUCAUUUGAAGGUCAAGGUCACUGUGACCUUGAAUGUAAAAAUGUUAAAGUUGUUAUAACUUUGGUAUGCUUGGACCUAGAGUCUUGAAACUUGACAUGAAGGUUGGCCAGAACUAGUAAGUAACCACUGGACAUUUCAAGGUCAUUCAUUUGAAGGUCAAGGUCACUGUGACCUUGAAUGUAAAAAUGUUAAAGUUCUUAUUUCAUGUUAUAACUUUGGUAUGCUUGUACCUAGAGUCUUCAAACUUGAAAUAAAGAUUGGCCAGUACUAGAAGAUGACCACUGGUCAUUUCAAUGUCAUUCAUUUGAAGGUCAAGGUCACUGUGACCUUCAAUGUUAAAAUGUUAAAAUUGUUAUAACUUUGGUAUGCUUGGACCUAGAAUCUCAAACUUGACGUAAAGGUUUGCAAGCACACUUAGAUGACCACUGGUCAUUUCAAGGUCAUUCAUUUCAAUGUCAUUCAUUUGAAGGUCAAGGUCACUGUGAACUUAAAUGUUAAAAUGUUAAAAUUGUUGUAACUUUGGUAUGCUUGGACCUAGAAUCUCAAACUUUGCUCAUGCCUUGAAAAGUACUUACAUUUCAUUUUGACCUUUGAACAAUAUUUCAGUAAUUUAAGUAUUGCAUUGACAAAAACACGAAAGGUACUUUCCUGUCAUUUAAAUAAAAAAUCCGGCUUCAAUGCGGUCAUCUCCGACCGCGGAACUCUUGUUGAUAAUUUGUUCUACUUUAAACUGCAAGAGUCAGGGGUUUUAUGUUUGGUGCGCAGGUCAAAGUCACAAAUGACACUUGAAGUUUGUGAGUAUCGCACCUUUGUUUUCUCAAUGUCUUGUAUUUAAAUUCAGAUGAUAAUCUUACUGUACUGCCAGUUAAUGUGUGUGCCAAUUGGAGGUUGCUUGGGUACAAAAUCAAAUUAGGUGGUAAACAGCAAUACGGUUGCACUAUUACAUGGGAUGUGGUAUUUCCCUAGCAACCAGACAGUCUUAGGUCAUACUUCAUAUUGGCAGCUUCUUCCAAAGACACCGAGCACAGUUUUUUUUUCUUUACAGGAAACAGACCUUAGAGUGGCUUUAUUAAGCUUUGGGCUUUUCAGCAAUCAAGCUAAAAUAUAGAGACACUUAACAGUAUAAAUAUAUAUGUUGUGUGCUUUACCCAAAAAGUCAAAGAAAAAGACUAGAUGGUGUUUUUACUUCUAGAAUCAUUAAACAAUUAGAUAAAAGGUGAAAGUGGUAAUGGUAAGAAAAUGUCAAGUUGUAACUUUAGCCAAUCUCUUGGAAAAAUGACAUUUCUACUAGCCAAAUAAUUAUGGUCAGUCUUUGUCUGCUUUUAAUUGUUAUACAUUUUCUGAGUUAUUUUAAGCAGCAUAUUCAGAAGACCUUUUGAAUACUUUUCAGGUUUACAUGCACCCUGCUUAAAAAAGAAAACUAGUGUGUUUUUAAUACAUUAGCUAGACUGGCUCAUUCAAAUGUAUUAAAUAUUGCAUCACACAGAUGUGUUGUCAUUUAAUGUGUCUCAAACAUAAUCUCUAAACAAUCUUGAUUUAUCUUAAUAUACACAAUAUGAAAACAAAGAAAAUCAAAUCUUAAUUCUGUUCAGUUCAUAUGUGUUUAAACUUGUAUGGUGUCCUAUAUUGGGAACAUUUAUUCCAAUUGGCAUAAGGUUUUCAUAGGUAAGAUAACAUUUUGUAUUUAAAUUACGAAGCAUAACAUUAAAAGCAGUUCUUUGCUCAAGCAAUAUUACUUUUAAUCUGUGUUAGACAUUUAGUCUCCUUCACUUAAACAUAAAUUUCAGCCCAUGUAUCAAUAUACACUAAAACUCACUCCAUUUGGUCUUGCUCAUCAAUCUGUUUAACAUUAUCUAAAUGUCAUCUUUGUAUCUUCCUUGCCACAGUUUGACAGAUAAUACAGUACAAACUAUUUUAAGGACCACCCAUCAUAACGGCCAACUGGCUAUGUCGACAACCGUUUUAAAUCCCAAAUUGUUCCUUCUAUAUUUGAAUGGUCGAUACACUCACUUAUUGAACCAACCUGCUAACAUCUUUUAUGACCACUUUAAUCAGUACCAAUCAGAAUGUUUUAUCUUAAUUGACACCUACCAAGCGACUAGUUACUUUCACACCUUACUAAAUUUGGGGUUUUGGUUCAAUAGGAAUUGUGUACGACGUCAUUGUGACCCAAUUAAAAGAACAGUAUUGCAUUUACUGUGAGGUGUUAGAUUUUUCGUCCCUUGUUUUGGUUGUGAACCCAUAAUUCUUGAUUGAAAAUUAAUUAAUAUGAUCGAACAAUGUAUGUGUCAAUUGGCUAUUGUUUGGUACACACUUUGAAGACCGCCAAUAAUUUCACAGUUAGGAUGAUUGUGUAAAAUUGUUUUGUUGAUGAUUGAUAUAAAAAUGGCCUGUAUGCCAUACUGUUAUUUAAAUCGGUUAAGCAAACACUUAAAGAGUUGUUUUUAAAAGAAAAGAUUGAUUAAAUCAACACGAGUAAAAGGAAAUACCAUGGGCAGUGGGCGGUUUAUUGAAUAUUGGAAAGAAGGAGGCGUGUCAAUUUUUAUUUUGUUCCGUUUUUCCAAAACAUUUUUUCAUCGGCUCUGUUCGCUUUUUUAUAGUUGAACAUUUAUCUGUUUUUAAAAUUUGUAUGCAGCUGAUAACUUAUUAACAAGAUUGUGACAACAAAACUUGUUCAUAAAAGUUGUUCCAAUUUUGUUUCAUUAUUUUCUACUGAUGUAUUGUUGUGUAAGCUGAAUCAGUGACUCUUUGUAUCAGCAUUAGCCAUUGAAAAAUGUACGCUCACUUUAGAAAUUGUUCGUUAUGAGAAACUUUCCUGUUUAAGCUAUGCUUAAAUUCAUGCAAACAGCUGAUUAACAUUCAUUGAAUAUUAACCAUUUGUAGUAUCGGUCCAACUUGGAAACUCAGCAAUUAAGACUACCUUGCUGUUUAGACCACUUUUAAAAAGUCCCACAUGUGGUUUUUAUAUCUGGGUUUCACUGUAUAUUCAAUAUUCACGUGACCCAAUAGUCCAAUUACAGUAACAGUGUUCACUUCUAUCAGACCAUUGAAUGUCAUUUGACAGUUAAGUUGGUUUAUGUUCAGUUCAAACAAUUGAGGUUCAUCUUGAUUUCUAAUCAAGACAGAAUUCGUGAUUGCUUGACUAAAUUUGGUAGUUUCUGGACUAUUAAUUUCAAUUCACAGAUAAACUUUAAAAUUAAGAAUUUGCCUUAAAACAAAUUGUUAUGUUUUGUUUGCUAAGUCAAUUAUUAAAAUGGCAGCAUUUUAUAUCGCUUCUCUUGCCAAAGGCUCUGAUGAAGUUAAGGAUUUUAUUUGUUCGUCAUGCGAAGAGCAAGCAAAUGCAGAUUUUUACUGCAAAACAUGUUUGAAACUUUAUUGUGGGAAAUGUAUUCAGUUGCAUGACAAAUGAUUUCAAAAACAUUCAACUUAUGGAAGGAAUGACAUGAAAAAUUGGCCACUUUCAAAACAGUUGGUUGAAUUUCUAUUAAAGUGUGAAGCGCACAAGGACAACACAAUUGAAAUGUUAUGUGAAGACCACAAUCAGCUGUGCUGCACAAAGUGUGCCUUCAAAAAUCACAGGUUUUGGCGGCCAUCUUGGUGGCCAUUUUCGACGCCAUGUUGGAUUUCCAAUGCAGUAAAGUGACUCUAAUUAAUGAGCUGACCAACACGCAGCCCACAGACCUACAGGGACUGUCAGUGGAGCUCGAAACUGUUCUGGGAGAAAUCAAAAGCCUUCAGAUAAGUCAGGAGCUCAGUGUUCAGUCAUUGCUAAGAACAUAUAAGGAACAUAGGGCAGUUAUGAUAGAACAAAUGCGUGGCAAUUUAAAUACUAAUAUAGAUAAGUGUUGUAAUAGUUCUGUAGGUACAUUGGGCAAAAAUUUUAAAGAAAAAAUGUGUUGGAGUGUUCUUUCUAUUAUGAAUGAAUUUGAUACUAUUACUGCGAAGGAACUUAAGGAGAUGCAAGAUGAAUUUAUAAGCAUAAAAGGGUCAGUUACAAGUUCUAUUCAUAAAUGCACCAGUCUUCACAAUGACUUGUCACAAUUCUAUGAAAUCGUUCAGAAAAUUGGAGAUAAUAAGGAGCUCUGCCUUAUAGCCAGCAUAAAAUGUAAGCAUAUAAUACAGCAGGCAUUGACUCUGCUAGGAGAGUCAGGCAAGGCGUUUAAUGUCCAGCGGAAGUAUGAGUACAAUGUGAGAAUACCAAGUGAUUCAUUUACAUGUGAUAUCUCAGGCAUAUGUGUUCUUCCUGAUGGGCAGGUACUGGUUGCAGACAGCUAUAAUGAGAGAGUCAAGCUUCUGAACCAGCAGUACCAGGUGGUGAGUCACUGGAAUAUGAAAUCUAGUCCAGUUGAUAUUUGUUUGAUCACACCCAGUGAGGUUGCAGUGGCUGUGAAUACUAUCAACACACAUGAGAACAUACAUGAGGUCCAGUUUAUCACUGUCAAUCAGGGAAAGCUUGUUCCUGGCAGGAAGUUUCAGUUACAACAUGAAUGUAGAGGUAUUGCCCAUCACCAAGGAGACCUUUUUGUCACCUCUGGUAAAGAACUGUACAAAUACUCACUGAAUGGCAAACUGAUCUGCAGACUCUAUGAAGAUUUUGAUUAUAAUACAGUGCGGCAGUGUGCUGUGAGUCCCACAGGGGACAGGCUGUACAUAACCAGCAGGAACCAGAACAAGCUUCUCACCCUGGCCAGGGAUGGUACACUCCUGGCUACAUACACAGACCCAGCACUAGAUGGCCCAUCUGGUCUACAUGUGACCCCUGCAGGCCAGGUGCUGGUCUGUGGAGACUAUUCCCACACUGUACUACAGGUGGGCUGGGAGGGAGAGAGUAAGCUGGCCACUCUGGCUACAUAGAGGGAAGGAGUGUGGUGGCCAAUGUCAGUCUGCUACAGCAGCACAACAUCUUCCAUCAUUGUGGGACAGGUGGGGAGAGACAACAUCCUGGUGUUCAGAGUGGAAUAGUGUGUACAUUCGCUGCUGAGUCAGGACAACGAUGCUGAGGAUGUGGUGGACAAGGAUUACGUGACUACGCAGAAACAACUGCUAAGCACAUAAGACAAAGGAGUAGUGAAAGGCUCAGCCAAAUCAAAGUCCAGGGAUGUGAGGGUGACACAGCCCUUCCAUGUCCUCGUAUUGCAACAUAAAGGACAUUUUAGCUGAAACUAACAAAGGAGAGAACUUUAGAUCUGCACAAGCACAGAGCACCAGCAUUGAUAUCGAGUUUGCCAAGCAACCGCACGAGUCCCGCCUGCAAGAGCCCAAGUCCAGAACGACCCUUCCCCUCCCCUGACUUCUAACUCCUCCCCCUUGACCUCAAAAAGUCAGCAUCGUUGAACAAUUCCGUUCUGCAAGAAAUUCUGAGCAUGAUUUUGUUCUGAACAAACGCAAUGCCCACGUCACGUUUUCCAAACAUAAGCCUGGGUAGUUUUGUUAAGCUAGAGUUCCGGGUGGGCCUGAGACGGACGAGUUUUACAGACACGAAAAGUUAUAGCAGUAGUUAUGGUAACGCCAACAGUCAGUUGUUGCUGUUGGACAUCACAACAAAUAUCAUGAAGAAUCAAAAGUUCAAUAACUUGUUCCAAUCUUGAUGGGACAAACAGAAAUUGAACGGGAGAAAAUCAAGGAACAAUAAAAGCGUAAGCUUUCCUAGUGGGAUACUUCUGCUGUUGAUAGUUUGGACGACAGUAGGGUUACGGACUGCCCCAGAUUGUCCUCUCAGCGACCAAAAUAUCAUAAUAGAAUGGACUUUUGGCAAUGUUACUGACAAAGUAAGGCAGUAAUGACUUGGUUGUGAAUACCCAGAGCACGAUACAUCCAUGCUGACACAAAAAGGUAGUAAUGACUUGGUUGUGAAAACCCAGAGCACGCUACAUCCAUGCUGACAAAGAAAGGCAGUAAUGACUUGGUUGUGAACACCCAGAGCACGAUACAUCCAUGCUGACACAAAAAGGUAGUAAUGACUUGGUUGUGAACACCCAGAGCACGCUACAUCCAUGCUGACAAAGGCAGUAAUGACUUGGUUGUGAACACCCAGAGCACGAUACAUCCAUGCUGACAAAGAAAGGCAGUAAUGACUUGGUUGUGAACACCUCGAGCACGAUACAUCCAUGGGGUGUGCAUCAGACGUGAAUUCUGCCUAUUAUUGUAAACAAGUUGCUAAAAGUGAACACGUCUGGUUUUGUUAUGAGCACUUCCCGCUCAGAGCCCAAAGGUCCUCGCAUUGAAUCGAUGCAAAAGAAGACUUUGAAAAAUGACAGCAGUUGUGUUGUGUGGUCCAGUAAUCCUUUCAACUCUCAACCUGAAGUUUAUCAAAACUCAAACUCAGCCCUUUGCAAUAUCACACCUUGCAACACAGUGUACUUUACCAUGAAUGUUUCACGGAUUAAAACACAAAGAUUUCAAUUUAAAGUUUGUGCGCGUAACAUAUUGAUACAUUGCUAUUCUCAGUUCUAAUUGCGGUAUCCUAAAUAUCAAUAAUAUAUGAAAUGUUUGGCAUUAAAAAAACAGGUGUGUAAAGUUAUUUGUUACAGUGCAUAUUCAUUUGUCACAAAAAAAAAUCAGGGUUUAGUUUGCUUGUCAUUUCCUUUUUAACAAUUUUAGACAACAUAACGAAUGUCGUUUACGUGAAAGUCCAAGACAAUUCCGACCCAGUUUGGGCACAAAUACAACAACUAAUUAAAGAAAUUCAGUUUGUCUUGCGUCAGCCUACAUGUAGCAAGCCUCUUAUAAACAUCUCCCAAGUUGGAUACAUCAACGCUUCCAACAGCGGAACUGGGCAUCGACACAUUGUUCGGAACGAGUCGCUCAAACUGAAACGAUCUGAUCCAACAGAGAGCAGGCUCUGCGUGACUCGUCUGUUAAUGUGACUGACCUGGAUAUGUUGCUUUCCAAUAAUGUGAGCCUUACUUCAGAUUAGCUGUCUGCGAUUGACGCAAUUCAACAACAGUUGUCAGGAAUUUCCGGCUUUGGGAUGGUGAUUUGGCGUCGGGGCUUCAUCUCUGUCUUUGGCCUGGUCGCAUCAGAAGCAGCAACAAAAACAGAACAGAACCUUGAUCUGAGAUAUGGGGCUUCAUAGCCUGUUCCUACAGGAACCCAUGCAAUCAUAGAUCGGUACCUAGCUGAACAACAGGCUGUCUGGUCAGCUGGGCCCAGACGCCCAGUGACACUUCCUGGCCCAGGACCUUGGGGCAAAUGCUCAACUAGUCUUACCCGCAGGGUGGAGCCACUCUGAACCUGGGGCUCCAUACUUUCUUGGCCAGGGGCCAAGAUUACCUCGUCAAUAAGGGACACAUUCCUGGGAUGCCCUAAGGUCUUUCUAUCUGUUCACAGAGGUCUUAUACUCACAAGUUCAAGCUCAGUGAGCGAUGUUCACCAAAUCAAACUCUGCAUCUCAAUAGAAACCCGGAUAUCAAAGCGUUGAGCUUGUUUUUGAAGCAUUUGCACCAGCAACAGUCAUCAUCUCGAGUUACUGGCAUCUCUAUGGUGUGGAACCCUCCUUCUAUGAACAUCAUAACAGCACAUGAACCAGUGGCAGUCAUCAUCUCAAGAUUCUGGUAUAUCCAUGGUGCAGGACCCUCGGUCUGUAAUUAUCAUGCAGAGCGAACCUCAAAUGCCAUUUGACAAAAUCAAAUCAUCCAAUCAGAAACACGGCCUGUCGAAGCAGUUGUUACCAUAUUGACCCCAGUCAAACCUAAGAAGUCCAUAGAUAAAAACUUUUUUAGAUGUGCUAGUCUCAACGUACCUCCCGGUUUGUUCAGCACUUACUCUGACUCAUUGAAUUUUAUGACGGGUGAAAAUGAAUGACCUUGUUCAGUUCGAAAUGGCAAAAUGACACAUCACAACAAUUCAAGUGGAAAGCCAGAAAGUCAUGUCAAUAGCCACAUUUUGUAUGUGUAACAGCCAAGUUGUUUUCAAAGAAAAACAAUAGUUUACGUUUUAUUUUUUAUGUGACCAAUGUUUCAUGGGAAUUAUGAUGCUGUCAGUCUCUUUAUGUUGAAAGUUUUGGUUAAACAUAGCAUGUUAAUUUUUUUUUUAAGCACACAUAUUGCAUUUAUAUCCAAUGUCUUUGUCUGUAUAAUGAAUUUUUCACUCUAAGAUUGUCAAGUCUGUUUAAAUGAUGCUGGUAACUUUGACAAAAUUGGGAAAAAAGAGUAUGUUCAUGUUAUAAGAUAUGUUUCAGUUUUCUGUUUUUACCCGUAAUAUAGAUAAGCUAAUUUAAUGAAUUGUUCUAAAAGGUUUAUAACUUUUAGGCUUCAGCUUUUUCUGUCUAUAAAUCCUUCCGAAAACAAUACUAGUCAAUUUGCUCAUUCGGGUCGGUAUUCGAUCAUGAAUCUUGUUUAGUAGCAUACUAUUUCAUUGGAAUAAUGAUACAUUCUGGGAAAAAUUAUUUAAUCUACCUAAAAUUAUUGAUUCUGUAAAUACCAUUUUGUUGAUUUCAAUGGAUAUUGUUUGUAAAAUUAAUAUAGUAUGACUAUUGCGUGUUUGGGAAAGCUUUUAAUGAAACUGAGAAUUAAAAAAAACAAAAAAACAGAUAAGAGUUUUAUGAAAAUUGGCAAAAAUUAUUAUUGUUAAUUUAUGUUGUUAGAUCAUAGACGUGUAUGCUCACAAUUAUUAAACUUUGUUUUUGGACACAAUAGUUUAUUAUGCUUUAUGUUUGUUUAUGCAUAUGAAGAUGACCAGAGUGUAUCCUCUUAAAUAACUGCGUAACUUAAUCAAGAUUUAUUGAUCACUGUUAAUAUUGUGUAGGUAUAUUUUACCAUUUAUACAUAAAGCAACUGUAGAACAAUUGUAUUUUAAAUGUAAAUUAUUCUUGUAUUGUUGCCAUUUGUAUAAGAUAAACUAGCUGUUUAUCUUAGUUUGUAAAAACCUUUGUAAAAAAACAUUUCCUGUGUGAAUGCUCAUAUAUAUAUUAAACUGUUAAAAUAAUGCACAGUACCAGAAAAAAUAGUCAAUUACACAGUAAGCAAAAGUGUUGUCAUAUACUUACAAUUGUAAAAAAUUGCAAUUGUCUCUAUUUGUAAUAAUAGAGAGCAAUAUUAUUUGCUUUAAAAAUAAAAACAAAGAUGUCUGCUUUGUAAAUUGAUAAUUGUGUUUACAUCUCAACAUAACACGUAAAUACAUUAAAGUCUAAAAGGAUUUUUUGGAAUAAAGACUUAAAUAAAUAUAUGUGCGUAUAUACGCUGAUAAUACAAUUUUACAUUUCAUUUAGUUUUGUAACAGCCCUUUUGACCUUUCACGUUGACCAUCCCACACUUGCUGUGCAGUGCCUUCAUUAGGGUCAUUUUUAUGCUCCCGGUAGGGUGGCAUAUAGCAGUUGAACUGUCCGUCAGUAUGUCAGUCCGUCCGUUUGUCCGAAAAAACUUAAAGAUGGGCCAUAACUUUUUGAAUAUUGAAGAUAGCAACUUGAUAUUUAGCAUGCAUGUGCAUCUUAUGGAGCUGCACAUCUUGAGUGGUGAAAGGUGAAGGUCAAGGUCAUCUUUCAAGGUCAAAUGUCAAAUUUAUGGCGUCUGUCCGUCCGUCCGAAAACUUUAACAUUGGCCAUAACUUUUUCAAUAUUAAAGAUAGCAACUUGAUAUUUGGCAGCCAUGUGUAUCUCAUGGAGCUAAACAUUUUGAGAGGUACAAAGUGAAGGUCAAGGUCAUCCUUGAAGGUCAAAGGUCCAAAAAAAAUCAAAGCGGCGUUCCCAUGAAGCUGCACAUUGUGAGUGGUGGAAGUUCAAGGUCAUCGGUUAAGGUCAAGGUCAUCCUUUAAGGUCAAAUAUAUGGCGUCUGUCCGUCCGUCCGAAAACUUUAACAUUGGCCAUAACUUUUUCAAUAUUGAAGAUAGCAACUUGAUAUUUGGCAUGCAUAUGCAUCUCAUGGACCUGCACUUUUUGAGUGGUGAAAGGUGAAAGUCAAGGUCAUCCUUCAAGGUCAAAUGUCAAAUUUAUGGCGUCUGUCCGUCCGUCCGAAAACUUUAACAUUGGCCAUAAUUUUUUCAAUAUUGAAGGUAGCAACUUGAUAUUUGGCAUGCAUGUGCAUCUCACGGAGCUGCACAUUUUGAGUGGUGAGAGUUGAAGGUCCAGGUCAUCCUUCAAAUUUAAAUGUCAAAUAUAUUAAAAUAAAAAAAAUCAAAGUGGCGUUCUCAUGAAGCUGCACAUUGUGAGUGGUGGAAGUUCAAGGUCAAGGUCAACCGUCAAGGUCAUCCUUCAAGGUCAAAGGUCAAAAUAAUAAUAAAUUCAAAGUGGCGUUCUCAUGAAGCUGCACAUUUUGAGUGGUGGAAGUUCAAGGUCAAGGUCAUCCUUCAAUGUCAAUGGUAUUAAAAAAAUGUUGUUUUUUUCAAAGCGGCGCAAUAGGGAGCAUACUGUGUUUCUGACGAACACAUCUCUUGUUAGUAAAUAUCCCACUGUUUAAGUUCAGCAAAUGUUUUAAGACCAGAUUUUCUUAAACUUGGGUUUGUUAUUAUUUUACUUUUAUUGAAUGAAUGAAACAUGUGUAUUCUGUUGUUGAAUAGCUAAACAUAGCUUGAUGUUUGUAAAUUGUGUGACAAAUGUUGAUCAAAUUGAUACAUAGAAAAAAACACAAUCUUAGUUAACUUGUAUGUGUUAAUUACCAAACACAAAUAUAAGUAUUUGGUAACAAUAUAACUAUUGUCUUUAUUCGAAAUACAGUAUGAAAUGCAAUUUUAAAAUCAUGCCUUUAUAUGUUCAUCUUCUCCAAAUAAGCAUUUUGAAUAAGCAAAUAUAAUAUCUCUAUGGAAAGUAUCCGUAGGCCCCAUGCAAUCGCUUGUGUACCUCAUAUUGAUCAGGGUCUUUCUAAAUUAUUUCAGGCUUGUUUAUCCCUGUCUGAAUUGUGUAAAUAGCUUCAAAAUCGUGAGAUAACUGUUAAGAGGAUUUCAAUAUUAAAAGUUAAAAUAGUAUCUUAACUGUAACCGUACAUUUGUUGCAUUUAUUUUAUGAUGUUUAUAUGUUGUGGCUCACUGAGAUUUAUAUUGUCUAUAAUCUUAUGUACUUUAAUUGUGUUUUUUAAAACAAACAUCAUUAUACUGAUUAUUCAGUUUUUGUUCAACACUUCUAUAUAUACAAGUUGUAUGUAAAUAAUUAAAUAUGUUUAUGUUGAUGAUAUGUAUUUCCCGAUCUAUGUUUGAUGUUGAACUCUCAAUAAACGACAUGUUUUGCCAAUUAAAUCCCGAAUGAUU